Messenger RNA from Myotis davidii, 3742 nucleotides. RefSeq names its product zinc finger protein 23 (gene ZNF23). NCBI's taxonomy places the organism in Eukaryota, Metazoa, Chordata, Mammalia, Chiroptera, Vespertilionidae. The record is from RefSeq and is a predicted model, not a curated record. The coding region runs from base 79 to 3558 and encodes 1159 amino acids. Gene Ontology annotation, biological process: regulation of cytokine production; negative regulation of transcription by RNA polymerase II; regulation of immune system process. The transcript has 9 exons.
UUCCUGAGCUUGGACUUUAUCUUCUGGUCCAGGUUCCUCAGAUGUAGUGUGCAUCACAGUCACCUGGAGGGUCCAUUGAUGGAACAUUUGCUCUUGGAUGGGGCCUGCCAGUGUGCCUUUCCAGAGGCGGUGACCUUCGAGGACGUGGCUGUGCACUUUACCCAGGCAGAAUGGGCUGGCCUCUCUUCCACACAGAGGGCCCUGUACAGAAGUGUGAUGCUGGAGAAUUGUGGGAACUUGACAUCCCUGGGAUACACAGUUCCCAGCUCUGCCCUCAUCUCACUUCUGGAGGGAAGGGACUUGCCUUGGGGCCUGGAGGCACAGGAUGACCCACCUGCAGAGAGGAGCACACACGUCUGUCAAGAUACCGAGACCAACAUUGGCAGUGAGCCCACAUCAGGACAGGGAAUUUCUGAAAGCAGAGCCGCGGUGUUGUCUUGUGGUCUGCAGAAGAUUGCUCCUCAGAGAAGCAACUUCCUAGGAACAUGUAAACUGGAGAAGCACCAGGGAAUCUCCACAAGGAAACAUGGUAGAGGAAAGGUUCCCAGAAUCCACUGUGAUGGGAAACCCUUCCCGUGUGAGGAAUGUGGGAAGUGUUUCAGCUAUUUUUCUCACUAUGUUAGACACCAGAGAAUCCACACCGGGGAGAAACCCUUUGAGUGUAAUGAGUGUGGAAAAGCCUUCAAUGGCAAUUCCUCAUUGAUUCGGCAUCAGAGGAUCCACACUGGAGAGAAACCCUAUCAGUGUGAGGAGUGUGGGAGAGCCUUCAAUGAUAACGCAAACCUGAUGAGGCAUCAGAGAAUCCACAGUGGGGACCGGCCCUAUCACUGCCAGGAGUGUGGGAAAGGCUUCACCAGUAGCUCUGAGUUUGUUAUACAUCAGAGAAUCCACACUGGAGAGAAACCUUACGCGUGUAAUGAGUGUGGAAAAGCUUUUGUUGGUAACUCACCGCUACUUCGGCAUCAGAAAAUUCACAAUGGAGAGAAACCCUAUGAAUGUAAUGAAUGUGGCAAAAGCUUCGGAAGGACUUCCUAUCUUAUCCAACAUCAGCGUAUUCACACAGGGGAAAAGCCUUAUUCUUGUAAAAUAUGUGGGCAAGCCUUCAAUUUGCAUAAAAAAUUAACUCAACACCAGAGAGUCCACAGCGAUAAGAAACCCUUUGACUGUGUAGCUUGUGGAAAAGCCUUCAGUGCUCAGGAACAACUAAAAAGGCAUCUGAAGACCCAUAUUCAAGAGUCUUCCUACGUAUGUGAUGAGUGUGGAAAAGUCUACACUAGCAAAAGGAGUCUUCUACAGCAUCAAAGAGCCCAUACUGGAAAGAAACCCAGUGGGUGUGUCAAGUAUGAAAAGACCUUUAGGACUUCUUCCCAGCUAGGUGACCUUGAGCAUGUCCACCCCGGAGAGAAACCUGCCCUGGACAUUUGUCGUUUUGGCCUCCCAGAGUUUUUUACCCCCUUUGACUGCUUCCGGAAGGGAGCAGAAGCAAUGGCGGCCAUGCUCCUGACAGCCUGGCCUCAGAAGUCGGUGACCUUUGAGGAUGUGGCUGUGUACUUCACCCCGACGGAGUGGGAUGGCCUGUCCCCUGCACAAAGGGCUCUGUACAGGGACGUGAUGCUGGAGAAUUAUGGGAAUGUGGCCUCCCUGGGAUUUCCACUUGUCAAACCUGCUGUGAUCUCACAACUGGAGGGAGGAGGUGAGCUGGGGGGCCCAUCUCCACUGGCUGCUGAAACAGGCACAGACCCUCCAGGCCUCUGGACUGAUAUUGAUACCCAGUCUGACAAUAAUAUGACAAAGGAAAUGAACAAAGAAAAACAUAAUACAUCAUUUGUACUUCAGGGGGACUUUUCCCAGGAAACAGACUUCUCAGAAGCCUAUAUUCUAGAAAAACAACAGCAGGAAGUCCACCUAGCAGUAAGUAUGAAGAAAGAAAACAGUGUGAUUGACGGAACAGUGAAAGAUGACGCAAGCCUCAUGGAGGAGUGUUUGUUUAGUCAGAGUCUAAACUUGAAUCAGUGUAAUACCAUCACCACCACUGGAGAGGAGCCCCCUGAGUGUACAGGACUGGAGAAAUCCUUAAGCUUUGACACAAAACUUAUCCAUCAUGAAAUAAGUAAUUCCAGGGAAAGACCAUUUGAAUGUGAAGAAUUAGUGGAAACCUUUAAGUAUAACUCUCAACUUCAUCAUCAAAACAGCUACCUUGGGGAGAAGCCCUAUCAGUGUAAGGAUUGUGGCAAAGCCUUUAGUGUUAAUGCAAAAUUAAUUUGUCAUCAAAGACUUCAUAGUGGGGAGAAACCCUUCAAGUGUGUGGAGUGUGGGAAAAGCUUCAGUUACAGUUCCCAUUACAUUACACAUCAGACAGUCCACAGUGGGGAGAAGCCCUAUCAGUGUAAGGUGUGUGGGAAAGCCUUCAGUGUUAAUGGGAGUCUAAGCAGGCAUCAGAGAAUCCAUACAGGAGAGAAGCCUUAUCAGUGCAAGGAGUGUGGAAAUGGCUUCAGCUGCAGUUCUGCAUAUAUCACACACCAGAGAGUCCACACUGGGGAGAAACCUUAUGAGUGUAAUGACUGUGGGAAAGCUUUCAAUGUUAAUGCAAAAUUAAUUCAACACCAGAGAAUCCACACUGGAGAGAAACCUUAUCAAUGUAAUGAGUGUGGGAAAGGUUUCAGGUGCAGUUCCCAGCUUAGGCAGCAUCAGAGCAUCCACACUGGAGAGAGGCCCUGUCAGUGUAAGGAGUGUGGGAAAGCCUUCAGUAAUAAUACAAAACUCUCUCAGCAUCAGAGAAUCCACACUGGUGAGAAGCCUUAUGAGUGUACUGAAUGUGGAAAAGCCUUUAGUGUCAAAGGGAAGUUAAUCCAGCACCAGAGAAUCCACACUGGUGAGAAGCCCUAUGAGUGUAAUGAAUGUGGAAAAGCUUUCAGGUGUAACUCCCAGCUUCGACAGCAUCUGCGAAUCCACACUGGAGAGAAGCCCUAUGAGUGUAAUGAGUGUGGAAAGGCCUUCAGCGUCAAUGCAAAACUAAUGCAGCAUCAGAGGAUUCACACUGGGGAGAAACCCUUUGAAUGUAAUGAGUGUGGAAAAUGCUUUACUUCUAAAAGAAACCUACUUGAUCAUCACCGAAUACAUACUGGAGAAAAACCUUAUCAAUGUAAAGAAUGUGGGAAAGCCUUUAGUAUCAAUGCCAAACUAACUAGGCAUCAGAGGAUUCACACUGGGGAGAAACCUUUCAAAUGUAAGGAAUGUGAGAAAGCGUUUAGCUGUAGUUCUGAUUAUAUUGUACAUCAGAGAAUCCAUACUGGAGAAAAACCCUUUCAGUGUAAGGAGUGUGGAAAAGCCUUCCAUGUUAAUGCCCAUUUAAUUCGGCAUCAGAGAAGCCACACUGGGGAGAAACCCUUCCGAUGUGUGGAGUGUGGCAAAGGCUUUAGCUACAGUUCUGACUGUAUUAUACAUCAGACUGUCCACACUUGGAAGAAACCCUAUGUGUGUAAUGUGUGUGGGAAAGCCUUCAGGUUUAGCUUCCAACUUAGUCAACAUCAGAGUGUUCACAGUGAAGGAAAAUCCUGAUGAGAAGGAUGUAGAAAACUCUCGAAAUUAAUGUUGAACUGAAUCAGGUACCAUGAGACUUACCCUGGUGGAAAACCCUGAGAGAGAAAUGAAUGUAUAGCAAUCUUUACAUGGCAACAAAUCUUUCUCAUUUUACUUAUUACAUUUUUAAAUCAGAAAUGAAGACCAGUUAAAAAGUAACAUU